Plasmodium gonderi is the source of this 978-nucleotide messenger RNA. RefSeq names its product variable surface protein. Bases 1 to 978 code for a protein of 325 amino acids. Lineage: Eukaryota; Apicomplexa; Aconoidasida; Haemosporida; Plasmodiidae. The transcript has 3 exons. The record is from RefSeq and is a predicted model, not a curated record.
AUGUUCAUAUUGUUAAUUUACAUAUUAUACAAGAAAGUUAAAACCUUAAUUCCUUCUAUCAUUAAUUAUGAGAAAUUCAAUGGAAAUUAUUUUCUAGGAUAUAGUAGUGACUGCAAAGAUUUAGAAAAAGCGAUGCAUGAUAUGGAUGAUUUUCAAAACAUAUGCAUGGAUAUAACAGGUGCGAUAGAUUUUUAUAAUGAUCAUAUAUAUGAUGAUUCAUUUGAUAACAUCUGUACGUCAUUCAAAUUUUGGAUGUAUGAUUACUUAAUUAAGAAGCUUGGCAAGGAAGAAAACUACAAAAAAAUUAAGCAUUUUAUUAAUACUAUAAAUACAAUUUGGGAUAGAGGUGAAAAAAGGAAAAAUUGUAAUAUUCUUUCAUACGUUGACAAUGUAAAUUCGGUUGAUAUAAUGAAAUGCGCUUAUGAUUAUUCUGUUGAUUAUUCUACAAUUGAAAAUCAGCUUAGUAUUACUCAGUUUAAAUGCAGCAACGAGUUUUCUGAAUAUAUUGAAAAUAAGAUUCUACAAUAUAAGUCAGCAAAACAAGAAUGCGUAGAUAAUACAAAAGAAUAUUGCAAUGAAUUAAGAAAUUUAUUCAUUGCACCCAUGAAUGAAAAAUUGCUGAAAUUAAGUUGUAAAUUGGUAAGUAAUCAAGUGUUAGGUUCUAUAGCACAACAAAAUUUUCAUCUUACCCCCUCAGAAUUUGGCAAAGAGAGAAAUCAGGAAGUUCAUGAGAGUGUAGAUUCCACUCAGCCUUCCAAAGCAAUAAUGGGAGUUACUAUUCCAGUAUUCGGAAUAUUGCUAUUUUUCUUCAUUUUAUACAAGUUUUCUCCAAUAGGGGCAUUAUUACACAACAGUUUGAGAAAAAAAGAAAAAACUCUGUUUAAUUUAGAUGAUAUAUUUGACUAUGGAUUAAAAGAUUAUUUAUCCGAAAUUCCAUCACUGAGGAACAGAUUAAAUAUUUUAUACCCUACCAGAUGA